This is a messenger RNA of Biomphalaria glabrata, 1338 nucleotides long. RefSeq names its product eukaryotic translation elongation factor 1 epsilon-1-like. Gene Ontology annotation, biological process: positive regulation of DNA damage response, signal transduction by p53 class mediator. The transcript is spliced from 6 exons. Lineage: Eukaryota; Metazoa; Mollusca; Gastropoda; Planorbidae. Gene Ontology annotation, cellular component: aminoacyl-tRNA synthetase multienzyme complex; cytoplasm; nucleus. The record is from RefSeq and is a predicted model, not a curated record. The coding region runs from base 170 to 676 and encodes 168 amino acids.
CUUACUUAUAUAGAUCUAGAGUCUGUGUGGGUCUAGAAAUAGUCUACUGUCUAGUGUUAAAUAAUAGUUGUAUGACAUGUAGGAAUCUAUGUCAGUGUCUUGGAAGCAGCAUCUCGGAGAUCUCCAGUUUUGAAAAAUUGAUUAAGUAAGCCUAGCAAUCAACACCAACAUGGCUACAUCGCCAACCAUACUGUAUCUGAAUGAAACGUACAAAAAGAAAAUUAAAUGCUCAGAAAAGGGACCAUCAUUGAAUCUAAAUGAUGGGAAAAGUAUAUCAGGAAUUUCUAGUAUAGCUAAAUACCUGCAAAGAACACAACCUGAAUUUCAAGAUUUAUCAUUAGAGGAUCGCAUGGUGUUUGAACAGUGGCUAGAAUAUAGAAACAUCAUUACUAAUUGUUCUGAUGACAUAGAGUCUCAAAAAAUUGUGUUAAAGGAACUGAAUGGUUAUCUAAAAGACAAAGUGUAUUUUGUAGCAGAGAGAUUCACUGUAGCUGAUGUAAUUAUUUAUCACAGUCUAUAUGAGAUUUAUAAAAAAGUCACAUUCCAAGACAAGGAAAAUUACAUCUACCUAUCGAGGUGGUUCAAUAAUAUACAACAAGAUAAAAGAACAAGACAGUCAUUACCACAACUAAAAUUUCUAAGGACACUUAUUUAUGAUGGUUUUAAUGGUCAUUAGCUCUCUAGUUGAUACAUCAUUUUAUUAGAAUUUCAAAUUAUAUUUAAAAAAAAAAAUGUAUAAAAGGUUUUGAACUUUUUGUAUUAGUAAUUUUUUUAGGAUUAAAAUUUUUUAAAGUAGUUUUAUUAUUGACUUGAAGCAAUUUUAGGAGGUUUUUUUUUUUUUUUUUGUGAGAAAGCAACAUAUGUAAUCAUAGUUGUUGAUUACAUUUAUGAAUAAGAAACAAAAAAAGUUCAAUGUUUUAAAGCUCCCCCCAAAAUAUAAAUGUUAUUAUCACUUCAUUAUGUUUAAUAUAAUACAGAACCUUUAUACAAUAACAUUACAAAUUAAAAAAAAAUAAGUUGAGCAUGUUCAACAAUAUCUUCAUUUAUUUUUAAAAUUGGAGGUUCUAUAUUUAAUUAAAUCUUUAAAAAAAAAUAUUUUUAAGCAUAGAUAUAUGUAAAACAAAAAUGAAAAUAAAAAAGAAUUUAUCUUCACAUAAACAUGAUUUAAAUUGCAAUUUACCUAAAAAAAAAAAAACCACAUUGAUGUUGUUUAAAGUUUUGGUGGAAUGUGUUUACAGAUCUACAGUAGUAAUUAAAGGUUUUAAGGUUUUGGAAGUCAGCAACAAUAAUCUAAAUAAUUUGAAUGCUAUUAAAAUGUAGAAUACUUAUAUUUUAAAA